This is a messenger RNA of Fusarium vanettenii 77-13-4, 1302 nucleotides long. RefSeq lists its product as uncharacterized. Gene Ontology annotation, molecular function: lyase activity. The record is from RefSeq and is a predicted model, not a curated record. Gene Ontology annotation, cellular component: periplasmic space. The coding region runs from base 1 to 1302 and encodes 433 amino acids. The transcript has 3 exons. NCBI's taxonomy places the organism in Eukaryota, Fungi, Ascomycota, Sordariomycetes, Hypocreales, Nectriaceae.
AUGGCGAACGCCUACGCUUUUGUAUUUCUUUGUUUUCUUUCUUUCACUUUUGCCUUUACUCACCCCGGCCUGCUCGUAACCGAGUCCGACAUUGAUCGUGUCAAAACCAAGCUUGCUGCCAAGAAGGAGCCCUGGGUCAGCUCUUGGGACAAGUUGACGAGCAUUCCUUUCUCUGCCUCCGACUACAAAGAUCACGCUACCGCUGAACUCUAUCGUAGCGAGAAUGGCGAAGCUUUGUGGCACGAUGCCGCAGCUGCUUUCAAUCUCGGCUUGCGCUGGAAGAUCACCGGAGAUGAGCAGUUUGCCAAGACCGGAGCGGAUGUCCUUGUUGCAUGGGCAGACAAACUACGGACUUUGAAAGGCGGUGGAGAUGAUGCGUAUCUCACUGCUGGAUUGCAAGGCUACGAGUUGGCCAACGCUGCUGAGUUGCUGCGAGAUUACAAGCCAUUCGCUGACAAUGGACUUGACCGUGUCAUCUCGAUGAUGAACGAUAUUUUCCUGCCGAUGAACAUCGACUUCUUGAACCAUGUCCUGGGAUCUCAACACAAUGUCAAGCACUUCUUUGCCAACUGGGAGCUAUCCAACAUUGCCUCUGCGCUUGCCAUUGGCGUUCUUACGGACAACCAGACUGCCUGGGACUUUGCUAUCAACUACUUCAAGCAUGGCGAGGGCAACGGAGCCAUCAACAAUGCCAUCACAAACCUUGUUAGUGAGCCGGGCACCGGCACGGUUCUGGGCCAGGGACAAGAAGCUGGCCGUGAUCAAGGCCAUUCAGCCCUCGUCUUUCAACUUCUAGGAGCCAUUGGACAGCAGGCUUGGAACCAGGGCGAAGACCUCUUUGCCUACAACAACAGCCGAAUCCUCCUUGGUGCCGAGUACUUUGCCAGGUAUAAUCUUGGAAACGAUGUCCCCUUCGAGCCCUAUACGAAUGGCAUUGUCUCGUUCACCGAGAUCAGCGAGAAGUCUCGUGGCGCUGUGCGACCUACGUGGGAGUUGCUCCACACUCAUUACGUACAGAUCAAAGGUCUUGAUGCGCCUUGGACGACUGCCUAUCUCAACAAGUCCUUGGAGUUCUUUGGCGGGUACGAAGGAGGGGCCGGAUCGUGGGGUGAAGGUUCGGGACAUUACGAUGGACUUGGAUGGGGAUCACUGCUUCAUCACCUGGACGAGGCUGAUGUCGACCCUCCAAAGUCAUCAACUGAGACUUCAAUCCCCACAGCUACCGCUUCUCACUUUGCCAAGUUCCACACUCCAAGCGGCGGCUACCGAGGGUACAACUACGUCUUCACCAUACGUGACUGA